AUGUCUAGGAAUCCUGAAAAUCCUGAAACACCUCACGAAUCAGAAAAAGCCUCACAGCCCAAACCAUCUGGGAAUGAAGAAAGUACACAACCACAAUCGCCGGUAAAGACAUCACCUCUAGGAGAUUACUCCUUAGAAGAACUGGAGGAGGGGCUUAGUAUUAUAGGUCUUGGAAGGUAUAAUCUGAAGUAUGCAAUGUUCAUAGCCUUGCUCCUUGUGUCAUCUAUGAUUGAAGUGGUUGGGAACUCUGUUGUGUUACCUGCUGCACAAUGUGAUCUAGGCAUAUCUGAUGGUAUGCAAGGUAUAAUUGCAGCGAUUCCUUUUAUAGGUAUAGUAUUAACGGCUUACUUUCACGGCUAUUUAAUUGACACUAGAGGUCGGAAGAAAAUGGCGGUGAUGACCUCAUUGGCUGCCGGAUGCACUGGUUUUUUAACUGCAUUUAUGCCUAACCUAGCUUUGUUUGCGUUUUUUAAAUUUAUCACUGCGUUGUGGAUAGCAGUUCCAUCAACGCUACCUUACACAUUUAUCGCUGAGAUAAUACCAAAAGAGCACAGGGUUGUGCUAUUAACCGUUGUCAACGCUUUACAACUAAUGGGGUCAGCCAUCGAUCCGUUAAUAGCUUGGAUAAUCAUACCAAUGGAUUUUCAAAUAAACUUCGGUUUGUACAUGUUUCGACCUUGGCGGUUACUGAUUAUUAUUUAUGCAAUGUUUUUUAUACUGACCGCCUAUUUAUUAGCUUCUGGACCUGAGAGUCCAAAGUUUUUGCUCUCUCGUGGUAAACCAGAAGAAGCACUUAAAGUAUUGCGGACUAUGUACGCCCAUAACCAUAAUAAGGCGCCCGAAGACUUUCCAAUUAAAAGUCUACAUGCGCCACCUCUUACCGAACCUGUAAACAUGGUAGAAUGUUUGAAAAGACAGACAACACCUUUAUUAGAAGAGCAAUAUCUGAAAUAUAUACUUCUCAAUGGAUUUUUAUUAUUUGGUGUAUUUGUGAUAUUAAACGGUGUCUAUGUGUGGAUACUUGAAGCUUUGAAUAGAGUUCUAUCUUAUGACGAUAACGACCAAACAGCAUGUCAGAUAAUAAUGGAAUCUGUCGAGAAUGAUGAUCAAGACAAUACAUGUGAUGACAUGAUAGAUACUACAUCAAUCAUGAUGAAUUCUAUAGCACAAGUGGUCUGCGCAAUCAUAGGAAUAGGAAUUAGUUUUACAAUCAAGUGCAUUGGCAAAUCCUAUGUGCUGUUUUAUUGUUUCUUCAUCAUAGGGACAUGUUGCCUAAUCGUUAACUUUAUCUCAGAUUCUACGUUAUUCUUAAUAUUAACGUCGUUAUUUCCUUUAAUAACUUUAGCUAUUGGCCCUAUUAACUUAUAUUGUAUGGAAAUAUAUCCGGUGCAUAUGAGAGGUAUGGCAGUGUUGUUAUGCAUGAUGUUAGGUCGAAUGGGCUCAAUAAUCGGUAGCACUAUGACUGGCAUUAUGAUCAACAGGGCCUGUCAUGCUAUGUUUUACCUAUGUGCUAUUCUUCUAUAUGUCUGCGCAUCGCUGUCAUUGUUCUUGCCGGGAGCUCAGAUGAUGCAGAAUAUCAAAAAUCUGUCUAAGAGGCAAUAA
Molecule: messenger RNA, 1602 nt
Organism: Arctia plantaginis
Lineage: Eukaryota; Metazoa; Arthropoda; Insecta; Lepidoptera; Erebidae
Source: the annotation of a GenBank genome assembly